Molecule: messenger RNA, 462 nt
Organism: Phytophthora sojae
Lineage: Eukaryota; Oomycota; Peronosporomycetes; Peronosporales; Peronosporaceae
Exons: 1
Coding region: 1-462 (153 amino acids)
Source: RefSeq, a predicted model, not a curated record
AUGGUAGCUGCUGGUGACAGUUUUGGCGUCGAGCACGCCCCGUGUUUGGCGCAUGAGCUUCACUUAGUACUAUUGGGCGCCUUGUCCAAGAAGAAGAAGAAGAAGAAGAAGAAGAAGAAGAAGAAGAAGAAGAAAGAGUCGCCGCAGAAUUCAAGACCAGCGUGGGAGUCGGUGGUUGCGCAAGAGCCAGGUGCGCUAGAGAAUGAGAACAAAGAAGAUGACAACCUGAAUGAGGAUGAACGAGCGGACAUGGAGAUUCUUCGUGAAAAUGCUAUCGAUGAGUUGGAUGCAUUUCUGGCCGAAACACUUUUGAACCUGGAGAAAACGGAGCUAGAGUCUAUGCGCGAGGUUGUGCAAGCGUGUCGGACUCUGUCGGCAUACUUCCGAAAGUCACCAAAAGCGUACAACCGUCUAGAUGUAAUCAGAAGAAACACCUCCGCAUUAAACCGGGCGAUGUCAUAA